Molecule: messenger RNA, 459 nt
Organism: Juglans microcarpa x Juglans regia
Lineage: Eukaryota; Viridiplantae; Streptophyta; Magnoliopsida; Fagales; Juglandaceae
Product: remorin-like
Exons: 3
Coding region: 1-459 (152 amino acids)
Source: RefSeq, a predicted model, not a curated record
AUGAAUGUUUUUUUUUACGGGUAUGUUCAUGCAUGGACAAACUUAAAGGAAUUUGUUGAUCAGUUCGAUAAUACGUUGAGGAAGAAGAUUGAGAGUGAAAAUGCAGCAGACUCCCACUCAUUCAAUGAAACAAUUCCCAUGGUCUCUAUCUCUCUACUUGAGAAGACAUUUCAGCAGUUGUACGCAAACUCUAAGUUUAGAGAAGUUCAGAAAGAGCUGUAUGGGAGAAAUAGCCAAGUUGUUGAUACGUGGAGGAAUUUAUUUAGCCAAACGGUCGAUGGGACUCAAGAGAUCAUUCUCGUUCAGGAAAAGUUGGAGAAGAAGAAGGCUGAAUAUGUGGACAAAAUGAAAAUCAAAGUAGCUAUGAUACACAAGGCAACAAAAGAAAAGAGGGCAAUGACUGAAGCUGAACGUGGGGAAGAUCUUCUCAAGGCAGAGGAAAUGGCUGCAAAAUACUAG